UGCAGCAUGCUAAGACCCAGAAUGAACUGCAGUAAGACCCCUGACUUUGUCCUCUUGGGGCUGUCCAGUGACCCAAAGCAACAGCAGCUUCUCUUUGGGCUCUUCCUGGCUCUCUACUUGAUGGGCCUCCUAGGGAAUUUGCUACUUCUGCUGGCGAUUGGUGCUGACAUGCACCUCCACACUCCCAUGUACUUAUUCCUCAGCCACCUCUCCCUAGUGGACCUCUGCUUCACUUCUACCACAGCUCCCAAAAUCCUAGAGGCUUUGUGGACCAGCAAUGGAUACAUCUCCUUCUCUGGAUGUCUGGUCCAAUUAUACUUCUUUGCUGUUUUUGCUGAUAUGGACAACUUGCUUUUGACUGCCAUGGCUAUUGACCGCUAUGCAGCCAUCUGCCAUCCUCUGCGCUAUCCAAUCAUAAUGACUCCUUGCAGAUGUGGGCUGCUGGUGAGUGGGUCAUGGGCAGUGGCCCACUCCAUCUCUCUGAUCCAUACCCUGUUGCUAUCCCAGCUAUCCUUCUAUACUAAUCAAGAGAUUCCCCACUUUUUCUGUGAUCUUGGUCCACUCUUAAGGCUUUCCUGCUCUGAUGCCCAGCUUAAUGAGGACUUGGUGAUGGCUUUGACUGGGCUUUUAGGAAUCAGCCCUCUCCUCUGCAUCAUAAGCUCAUAUGCCCAUAUUUUCCAUGCUGUGGCUAGGGUUCCAUCAGCACAGGGGAAAAAGAAAGCCCUGGCUACAUGCAGCUCCCACCUCUCCAUGGUCAUCCUCUUCUACAGCACAGUCUUUGCCACCUACUUGAAGCCCCCAUCAACCACUCAUUCCUCUGAGAAGCUGGUUGCUGCUGUUAUGUAUACCCUGGUAACUCCUACUCUAAACCCUUUCAUUUAUAGUCUAAGAAAUAAGGAUGUGAAGAGUUCACUGAAAAGGAUUCUGGGCAUGGAGAGUUCUCAGGAUUAA
Messenger RNA from Choloepus didactylus (southern two-toed sloth), 951 nucleotides. RefSeq names its product olfactory receptor 1361-like. The transcript has a single exon. The record is from RefSeq and is a predicted model, not a curated record. The coding region runs from base 7 to 951 and encodes 314 amino acids. Gene Ontology annotation, cellular component: membrane. NCBI's taxonomy places the organism in Eukaryota, Metazoa, Chordata, Mammalia, Pilosa, Megalonychidae. Gene Ontology annotation, biological process: G protein-coupled receptor signaling pathway. Gene Ontology annotation, molecular function: olfactory receptor activity; G protein-coupled receptor activity.